AUGUCGAGUCCUUCCUCAAGAAGCCGAUCGCCCGGUGCAUCUCGUUCGCCACAUGAACGCAUUCGAUUUGAAUCCUCUUCUGCUAGUCAGCAAUUACGGGGAUCUGCAUCUCAACGACCUUCAUGUGCAUCUACUGUUGAUGAUUUGCAAAACAAUGACUCUUCAGCUUCACAAGAACCAGAUCCUACCUUAGGACCAUUGAGCCCACAAACCGAAGAUCGAGUUUUCCCAGUCAGAUCUGUGGUCUCGGUGGACCCCAACUCAACUCCUACCGCCAAAUAUGAUCCAACGGCAAGAGAAGAGUACCCAGGAAUGAGUGCACCUUCAAGUGCAGGGCCCGACCAACAUUUUAUGCCAAGAGCUUUUUCCAAAAGCCGCACUGCAUCUAUGAGCUCAACGCCAGAUGCGGUGUCAAUUAGAUCAUCCUCGUUACCGAGGCGCGACGUUAAAUCACGGCCCGACCUUAGCAAUACGACUCAGAGCAGGCGAUCCUCGAAUAGGGAAGCCUCAGAGUCUCUGCCGGAUGGGCUCAGACACAUGCUUACACCUACUGCCGAGGAAGCAAAUGAUCCUUACAACAAUCUGGCAGCUAGUAGAGACAAAGAGAGUACAGCUGGCUCUCUUAAAAGUACUGGUGAUGAAGUUGGCGGGCUUAUAACUGCACGGUUUCAGCAUGUUGUGACAGAAGAAGGGCAUGCUGUAAUCACUGGCCGAGGUGGUGAAACGAUGCAGAGAUGCGAAGAUGAACCAAUCCAUAUACCAGGAGCAAUACAGGGAUUUGGACUGUUGAUUGCCCUACAAGAAGAAGAUGAUGGCAAGCUAAUAGUGAGAAUUGUCAGUGAGAACUCUAAACGUAUCAUUGGCUUCACUCCAAAGCAACUGUUCGAAUUGGAAAAUUUCUGCGACAUCCUGUCGGAGGAGCAAGCCGAUAAUCUACUAGAUCACAUUGAUUUUAUAAGAGAGGAAGAUAUGGAUCCUGCGACAAAUGGCCCGGAAGUAUUUACCCUUGCUAUACGUGCUCCAUCGAGAAAGAACCACAAGCUUUGGUGUGCUAUACACUUAAAUGGGGUGAAUAAGGAUCUGAUUAUAUGCGAGUUUGAGCUAGAAGACGAUCCAUUAUAUCCCCUUACGCCAGUAGGUCAAGAGACACCAACCCCGCCAGAGGAUACUCUCAGCAGCAAUCCAUCGCCUGCUGAAUUAGCCGAAAGUACAAUAAACGCGAGCAGACCAUUAAGAGUCCUACGCAGUGCCCGUAAACUUCAAGAACAGCUCUCCACUGCGCCAUCACUCGAGGUUUUCUUGAAAGUUUUGGUGGGUGUCAUAAAAGAAUUGACGGGAUUUCAUCGGGUCAUGGUCUACCAGUUUGAUUCUUCUUGGAAUGGCAGAGUUGUCACUGAACUCGUUGAUCAAAGAGCAACCAAAGAUCUUUACAAAGGUCUCAACUUUCCGGCAUCCGACAUUCCAAAGCAAGCUCGAGAUUUAUAUAAAAUCAACAAAGUCCGCUUGCUCUAUGACAGAGAUCAACAGACCGCUCGCCUAGUGUGUCGAACGAUCGAGGACCUUGAGACCCCUCUGGAUCUCACGUAUUCUUAUCUUAGGGCUAUGUCACCCAUUCAUAUCAAGUACUUAGCCAACAUGGCGGUACGUAGUUCGAUGUCUGUUUCGAUCAACGCCUUCGGCGAACUCUGGGGCUUGAUUUCAUGCCACUCUUAUGGCUCGAAGGGAACUCGUGUAAGUUUUCCCAUACGCAAGAUGUGCCGACUAGUCGGUGAUUCUGCAUCUCAAAACAUCGAACGCCUUUCGUACGCCUCUAGAUUACAAGCUCGCAAGCUCAUCAACACUAUGCCAACUCAGAGCAACCCUUCUGGUUACAUUAUUGCUUCUUCUGAUGACCUCCUCAACCUCUUCGAUGCUGAUUGCGGCCUGUUGUCCAUCCGUGAUGAAACCAAGAUACUUGGAAAGCUUGAACAUACACAGGAAGCUUUGGCAAUGCUUGAGUAUCUACGGCUGAGAAAGGUUAAUUCCGUUACCAGCUCAACCGACAUUAGGUUCGACUUUCCCGACCUUAGAUACCCGCCAGGCUUCUCCUUCAUUGCAGGCAUACUGCUUGUGCCCCUUUCCGCUGGUGGCAAUGACUUUAUAGUCUUUUUUCGGAAGGGUCAACUUCGAGAGGUGAAGUGGGCAGGCAACCCGUACGAAAAAUUUGUGAAAGAAGGCACAGAAGGCUAUCUUGAACCUCGUAAAAGCUUCAGGACAUGGUCUGAAACAGUCGUUGGUAAAUGCAAAGAUUGGAGAGAGGAAGAAAUUGAGACUGCGGCCGUCCUAUGUCUAGUGUAUGGAAAAUUUAUCGAGGUCUGGAGGCAAAAGGAGGCCGCUUUACAGAACAGUAACCUUACACGCCUUCUACUGGCUAAUUCCGCACACGAAGUCCGGACGCCUUUAAAUGCAAUCAUAAAUUACCUGGAGAUUGCAAUGGAGGGUGCCCUUGAUCAGGACACUCGCGAAAAUCUAUCUCGGUCGUAUUCCGCUUCCAAAUCUCUAAUAUAUGUCAUCAAUGACCUUCUAGACCUCACGCAGACGGAAGAGGGAAACGAGCUUAUCAAGGACGAGAUAUUUGAUUUCCCUGCUACGGUAAGAGAAGCGGCUGAGUCCUUCACUGGUGACGCCAAGCGCAAAGGAAUAGAUUAUGAGGUCUUUGAGAAUGCUCAUGUGCCGCGACAUGUCGUGGGAGACCAAAGGCGAGUCAGGCAAGCAUUAUCGAAUGUCAUUGCUAAUGCGGUACAAUAUACAACGAAAGGAUCCAUUAGGGUCGAAAUGUGGCUCGUUAACAAGGCGGAUAACCGCGUGGAGGUGGAUGUCGUAGUUCAGGAUACCGGGUGCGGUAUGUCGACCUCAAGACUCGACUCCCUAUUUCGAGAACUUGAGCAAGUUCAAACGGAAGACGAUGAGGGAUUGCAAGAGAAAUUAGCCCCAAGUACUAAGACGCUCGAGAAUAAGGAGGCUCCUAAGCGGACUCUGGGGCUAGGAUUGGCCGUAGUGGCCAGGAUUGUACGAAAUAUGAACGGGCAAUUGAGGCUCAAGUCAGAAGAGGGUGUCGGGUCGCGCUUUACCAUCCAACUCGGCUUCGACUUACCAGUUGAGGAGGAGAAGAGUAGGGCCUUAAAAGAUACUCAAGAUCAAGGAAUAGGGCCGCCUGCCGAUCAGCCAACGACACCACCAGUUGAAAUUGGUGAGGUCAUGCUUGUGAACAAAAGCGCCCAAAAGUCAACUCACGAGAGACCUACUGAGAUGGUCCACCGAAAUAGCGUAGACAGCGUACGAAGCACCCACAGCACAACAAGUGUAUCGAGCGUAAAGAGUGACGUCGAUCGACUUAUCGAAGCCAUUCAAGAACCCGCCAUGGCACCAAGCUCAGGCAAUGAACUUGACAAUGCUCAUCCCACAAUGAGUCAAAAUUCGGGGUCUCCUUCACGCCACCGGCGACCAGGUGCGAGUCUCACAAUCAAACAAGCGCAAGCGCCGCCGGAAGCUCCAGGUACGCUCCCUGUUGCAGACUCCAAAACACCCAUCAAGCCCAUUCGAAUGCCUGGGGAAAGCAGCACUGGAGCACCAACUUCAGAGCACCCGCCACAAAGUCGCAACAAGCGUGCCGCUUCCCGUUUACUGUUUGAUUUGCCAGACCAGCAAGAACAAGGGGCAAAAAUAUUAGAUGCCUCGAAAUUGCAGAUACUUGUUGCCGAAGAUGAUCCCAUCAACAGCAAGAUCAUCAAGAAAAGGCUAGAAAAGUUGGGUCAUACCGUGCAUCUUACCAUCAAUGGAGAAGAAUGUUCUAGCUCUUUUGGCGAACAGCGAGCAUUCUUCGAUAUUGUUCUGAUGGACAUGCAGAUGCCAAUUGUAGACGGUAUGACAUCUACAAAGAUGAUUCGCUCAUUCGAGAAAACACAACCUUACAGCCUCCUCUCUGCACGUGCUGCUAUGAAUGGCCGAACCCCAAUAUUCACCGUCUCGGCUUCGUUGGUAGAGAAGGAACGACAGACGUACAUGGAUGCCGGUUUCGAUGGGUGGAUAUUGAAGCCGAUCGAUUUCAAGCGCCUCAGCGACUUGCUCGACGGCAUUGUAGACAGCCAAAAGCGACACAGUUGCCUAUACCAAGCCGGCCAGUGGGAGAAAGGUGGCUGGUUCUGCGGCAAGCAACGAGAUGUGUUCGCUGCCAAUACAGCGCCAUCACCAAAUGCGCCGGUUGUGAGCUCGAAGACAGCGGGGUCUGCCCCUGUCCAGCCUGAAGAGAGUGCAUCAGAUCUCGAGCGAGAGAGGCUGGGCGGCCUGCAGGACGAAGCGGUAGGUGCCAAAUCUCAACCGAGUAAUGCUGGGACGUCUGGAGAGGUCCAGCAAUGUUUAGAAGCCAUUGCGAACGAUACCCACAUGAGCCGUAUACUUUAUCGACGAUAUGAUGAGAAGCGGAUUAGCGUCAUGAACUUACACCCUCGGACUGGGUCCGAUCUUCUACCUCUCACAUUCUCACCUUUCUGCUUCUUCAUUUUCCCUCUUUUUGAGACCCACUUUUGUAAGAAGGAAUGUCGCACUAGCAUGGCGUUUAGCGACGGACGGCGUUCUCCCGACAUGGCACAGAGGAUUGGGACAGUGCGAAGGGAGAACAGUCUCUCGCAUCCCGAUGAGGUUGCAACGGAAUAUGGCUCGGGUGUUGGAGAAGGGUCCCUCAUGUACAUAAGUAAGCGGUAG
Messenger RNA from Bacidia gigantensis, 4740 nucleotides. RefSeq lists its product as uncharacterized. Lineage: Eukaryota; Fungi; Ascomycota; Lecanoromycetes; Lecanorales; Ramalinaceae. Gene Ontology annotation, molecular function: protein binding; phosphorelay sensor kinase activity. Gene Ontology annotation, biological process: regulation of DNA-templated transcription; detection of visible light; phosphorelay signal transduction system. The coding region runs from base 1 to 4740 and encodes 1579 amino acids. The record is from RefSeq and is a predicted model, not a curated record. The transcript is spliced from 4 exons.